Messenger RNA from Thermothielavioides terrestris NRRL 8126, 1083 nucleotides. RefSeq lists its product as uncharacterized. The transcript has 2 exons. Gene Ontology annotation, cellular component: mRNA cleavage factor complex. Lineage: Eukaryota; Fungi; Ascomycota; Sordariomycetes; Sordariales; Chaetomiaceae. The coding region runs from base 175 to 972 and encodes 265 amino acids. The record is from RefSeq and is a predicted model, not a curated record. Gene Ontology annotation, molecular function: mRNA binding.
CUUCAAUCAGACAGUGCGCCCUGUUCCAACAUCAACAAAACACACGGUGCCAAAGUUCACCUCCAUUCAGCGCCCAAACCCGCUGAGGUGCCCUACCGUAUCGGUAACCGGCCCAUCCCAAGUAGGAGCCGUAUCCAGAACGGACAAAACAUUCAAAAUUUCGACACAGACGCGAUGUCGACCAUUACGCCUACCGCGCUGCAGAGCUCGCAGCCGCCGAUUAUUCCCCUGCCCUUCAACGCCAACCAACCCGAGACGAUCCGGCUGUACCCGCUGUCCAACUACACGUUCGGCGUCAAGGAGACGCAGCCCGAGGAGGACCCCAGCGUGCUGGCUCGGCUGAAGCGCCUGGAAGAGCAUUACCAGGCACAUGGCAUGCGGCGCACCUGCGAGGGCAUCCUGGUCUGCCACGAGCACAACCACCCGCACAUCCUGAUGCUGCAGAUCGCCAACGCCUUCUUCAAGCUGCCCGGCGACUACCUGCGGCCCGAGGACGAGGAGAUCGAGGGCUUCAAGGCCCGCCUGGACGAGCGGCUCGCGCCCGUCGGCAGCCUCGGCGAGGGCAACAAGGCUGGCGACUGGCAGGUCGGCGACUGCCUCGCCCAGUGGUGGCGCCCGAACUUUGAGACUUUCAUGUACCCGUUCGUGCCGGCCCACAUCACACGGCCGAAGGAGUGCAAGAAGCUCUACUUCAUCCAGCUACCGGAAACUAAGGUUCUGAGCGUCCCGAAGAACAUGAAGCUGCUUGCGGUUCCCCUCUUUGAGCUAUACGAGAACACGCAGAGAUACGGGCCCCAGCUCUCCGCCAUUCCCCACCUCCUCAGCCGCUACAACUUCGAAUUCGUCGAUGAGAAUGGCCAAGUGGUUGCUGUGACGCCCGGCGCAGGGCCGAGCGAUGGUUACGUUCCCAAGACCAAGGUUUUGGCAGGGGGCGACGACAUUGACAUGAAGACGGAGAACGGGACGCACUGAUCGAUGGGCGGGAUCGCUCGUGAGGUAUUCUCGGUUUGGUAGGCGUCCGGCGUCCAAGGUCAGGUAUCGGGCAAGGGCAAGCGCAGGCACGGAGUAGUGGGAAAAUAAGCA